AAGACAAUUCAUGACUAUUGGCAACCCGUAUUAACGAAUUUUGCUUUAAGCACAAAAAGAAGAAAUUGACAUUAAAAUACAGUAAUUUAUACAGUUGAACAUCAACCAAGUAAGAUAAAGUUUAUAGUAAGGGAAGUUAAAGUAAAAUGCAUUUUUAAGAAAAGCUUCGUGGUGCAUUUCUUUCCCUCAAAGUAUUUCUGUUAUACAUGUAAUUAAUCCCAUAAAUAAAUCAAAGUUGGUCAAAGUAACUUCGAGUAAUUCUCAAAUCUUAUCAUCAGUUAAGGACAAUUUAAAAUUUACAGUUAGUAGAGAUUAUUCAAAUUUAAGUGAAGUUAAUAAUAAAGAGAUAUAUACUGUUUAAAAUGGCAUCAACUUGGAAUAACAGAAUAACUUCUCAUGAAGGAGAAGAGAUUAUUGACUUUAUUGAUUUAACAGAUGAAUCAUACUGCCAUGGAUCACAAUCAUAUAGAUUUAGAUUAAACGAAGAGCAGGCAUCAUUAGUCUCAACUGUUAUUGAUUCUUUAGCUGCGACUAUAUCACUUACUACAUAUAAUAAUCAUACUAAUAGAAGAAGGAUUAGAAAUGAUAAUGUAAGACAAGCUGCAGCUUCCAACAGAAAUAGAACUAAUACUAAUGCGAAUAUAAUUGAAGAACCAGAAGAAAUUUAUCUAGAUGAUACUGUUUCACCUAGCAAGAGCGGUCCUUGGUGUAUUAAUGACUCUUGUACUCUUGAACCUACUACGUUAACUUGUGCUAUAUGUCUUGAAGAAUUAAAAGCCAAAUGCAAGCCCACGACAACAUGUUGUGGACAUAUAUUUUGUGAAAAAUGUUUGUUAAAAGUAAUUAAUGAAAAAAAAAAGUGUCCUACAUGUCAAUCAAAAAUCUCUAAAAAGUCAUGUAUAAGGCUUUACUUUUAAUUACAUUAUUAAUUAUUUAAGAUUGGUUUAACGCAUGAAAACAAAGUUUAGUAAUUACAUUAAAAAAUUGGAUUUUCUAAUUAUUCUUU
Molecule: messenger RNA, 1006 nt
Organism: Polistes canadensis
Lineage: Eukaryota; Metazoa; Arthropoda; Insecta; Hymenoptera; Vespidae
Product: E3 ubiquitin-protein ligase RNF4-like
Exons: 3
Coding region: 363-917 (184 amino acids)
Source: RefSeq, a predicted model, not a curated record